This is a messenger RNA of Olea europaea var. sylvestris, 1581 nucleotides long. RefSeq lists its product as uncharacterized. The transcript has 5 exons. Bases 1 to 1581 code for a protein of 526 amino acids. NCBI's taxonomy places the organism in Eukaryota, Viridiplantae, Streptophyta, Magnoliopsida, Lamiales, Oleaceae. The record is from RefSeq and is a predicted model, not a curated record.
AUGAAGAAACAGUUUCUGUCUUAUAACUAUGUGCGGACCAUGUACCAACAACUGCAGAAUCUGCGUCAAGGUGAGAAAACGGUUAGUGAUUAUACCACGAAUUUUUAUAUGUUGGUUACAAGGAACGAGAUGAUGGAGACGGAGGAGCAGUUGGUGUCACGAUACGUGGGUGGUCUUUGUCCCCAAAUACAGGAUACUCUCAAUAUUUUUGAUCCUGUGACAGUUUCUGAAGCACAUCAGAGGGCAAUACAGAUAGAGAAGCAACAAUCCAGGAAAACUAUUAGUCCUUUCAUUGCAGGGAGUUCUUCUAGCCAUAGGCAGUCUGAGUGCCCCAAAAAUCCACGUAGGGGACUCUUUGUUGAUGAGGGGAAUGACGAUUAUGAAGGUCCGCCUGUAUUUGACGGUGAAGGCGUAGAAGAAGCAACAGAAGAGGAAGAGUUUGUGGUUGGUGAUGUGGGUCAGGCACUGGUGGUGAGGAGGAGUUUCCUGACUCCCUUGGAGAAUAACACUGAUUGGUUGCGUAACAAUAUCUUUCAAUCGACAUGUACUGUUGGAAGGAAGGUAUGUAAAUUUGUUAUUGAUUCUGGUAGUUGCGAGAAUGUGGUGGUUGAGGAGGUCGUUAAGAAGUUGGGUUUGCAGACUGAGAAACAUCCCAAACCGUACAAAUUAGCCUGGCUGAAGAAGGGCAACGAUGUAGAAGUGUCUCAACGUGCUCGAAUCAGCUUCUCAAUUGGACCUACCUACAAGGAUCAGGUUUUAUGUGAUGUAGUGGAGAUGGAUGCGUGUCAUUUACUGUUAGGGAGGUUGUGGCCGUUUGAGAGGCACUCACUGCAUGAUGGAUAUACUAACACGUACAGCUUUCUGUUUGGGGAAAAGAAAAUUGUGUUAAUACUGAAUAAGGGUUUAAUACAAACAGUUGGGAACAACGCCGACUUACUGACCAAAAAGAAGUUCGAGACAGAGAUGGAGGAGUCUGGGGUAGUGUAUGUGCUGGAGUUUCAUGAAGUUUUUCCAGAAGAGCUUCCAGAUGGAUUACCACCACUGCGGGAUAUUCAGCAUCAGAUUGACUUGGUGCCUGGUGCUGCCCUGCCUAUCCGAGCGCAUUACAGAAUGAGCCCCACUGAGCAUGAGGAGUUGCGUAGGCAAAUUGAGGAGCUUCUAGCAAAAGGACACAUCGGGGAGAGUCUUAGUCCUUGUGCUGUUCUUGCUCUUCUCACGCCGAAGAAGGAUGAUGAUUUGUUGGACCAGCUUACCGGUGCUUGUGUGUUUAGCAAGCUUGAUUUGAAGAGUAGGUACCAUCAGAUUCGGAUCAGACAUGGGGAUGAGUGGAAAAUCGCAAUUAAGACGAGGGAAGGAUUGUACGAGUGGUUAAUCAUGCCCUUCGGCCUCUCAAAUGCACCCAGUACGUUCAUGCGGCACCUUCAGGAAGUUCUUUCAAUUCUUCACAGGGAUAAAUUCUAUGCUGCAGUGAAGAAGUGUUCAUUUCUUACUGAUAGUGUGGUGUUCCUGGGUUAUGUGGUGUCAAAGGCGGGGUUAGCAGUUGAUACAUCUAAAGUAGAGGCAAUAAGUCAGUGGCCAUAG